Messenger RNA from Rhineura floridana, 2760 nucleotides. It is a transcript of the gene TUSC1, whose product is annotated as tumor suppressor candidate 1. Lineage: Eukaryota; Metazoa; Chordata; Lepidosauria; Squamata; Rhineuridae. The record is from RefSeq and is a predicted model, not a curated record. The coding region runs from base 67 to 579 and encodes 170 amino acids. The transcript has 3 exons.
UUACAUAGAACCGGACGGAACAGCUUCCCCCUUUCCUCUCAAAACGCAGAGGUGUUAAGACCACGGAUGAGACGCAUGCGCAGCACGAGCCGGCACUGGAGGGGCUGCUUUUGCGGCGCUCGUGCAGGUACCGGCGGUGGCGGCGGCGGCAGCCGCAGCAGCAGGAGCGACGGCCUUCGCUGCAGCUCUGCGCGGAGAGGGCGCGGCGACGAAGGAGAGGGCUGCGCCUGUGGCGGCUGGCGAGGCCGGGCGGGCGGCUCGCCUCAGCAGCUGGCGGAGAGGUACGCGGACCUGGCCGCCAGCCACGCUGAAGCGCUGAGGCUCGGCGAAGAGCGCGAGCGGCAGAGCGGGCGGCUGCGCGACGAGAACGCGCGCCUGAAAGUGGAAAACCGGCGCCUGCGCAGAGAGAACCGAAGCCUCUUCCGCCAGGCUUUGAAGCUGCAGCAGCAGUUUGAAGAACCGGAAGCCGAGCCUGAGGGCGCGAGUUCCUCCCAAGAAGAACAGGAACUGGUGCGGAGUGGUGGAAAAAGGGCACGAGUUAGCGAAGGAGGGAGAGGGGAAACGCCCGAUGUAGCCUGAAAUCUCCCACCGCGUAGCCGAGGAGGGAGAGUUGAAUCUGACAGGCAGGCUCAGGGGACCUUCUCCCCCCCCAACAGUUUCUCCUAGUGAAGCUGCUGCUUGAAGCUGGCAUCACAGACCGACAUUUAAAGGCAUCCCCGUGGGGCAGAGAACCUCCAAACUGAAACUGUUUUCUUUCGUUCGUUUGACACCUGGUAGGAGGAAAUAGCCUCCCUGCGCCCUGUUGUGCACUGUAGCUCCAUCUUCAUCAUCACUUGAGUUUCCCGAUCUCCUUCCCGCGUACACCAGCUUUGGUGGCAAGCAAAGAGGCCUGGUUGCCUGGUGCGAAGCUUCUUGUGGCCUGUUUACCUGCUGGCAGGAGAAUGCCUCUACCACCUGCCUUGUCCCAAGUGUGAACACAUCUCAUGGGAGACAAGAAUAAGACAAGGAAGGUGUGAUCAGCAGCGUGGCUGCUGUCAACAGCCUAAUAAAGCUUGGAGUGGUCUUCCUGGAUUGAGGGAGACGGCAGGGAAGGGAUGCUGGGAGUCUUGGGACCAUCCUUCCAAUGGUUUGGAGUCUCUGAGAAUGUAUCUGGGAACCUGCAUGGAAAUGUCUGAGGCCAAUGAACACCACUUCUCAUGUGCAUAAAAUGUCCUUUACUACUUCUACUCAUCAUUUCAACAAACAGCGAGAUGAAUAAUGUAGUUUUUGGCAGAAGACAAACUGCAGCAGAAUGGAAACAGUGCUGCAUGUGACGGCUAUAGGACGGACUGGAAAAUGGGCCUGUAUUUUCAGCUGGAGUUUUUCAGUGGAAGGUUCUUGGUGAAAACAUCCUUAUCCAUUUAAUCUAGUUAACAGGUACCAGAUCCUGAAUGGAUUAUAACACACCCUGUGUAGAUCCUUUCCACAUCUUCUGCAAAUGUGACAUGAGUUGACCGUUUUGAUCUGUACCUCUCAAAUUGUACUUGAAAUGCUAUUGAUACAAGAUAAACAGCGAGUUAUAUUUUUACCUCUGUCAGAGAUUUAAACCAUCUGUCUAUAUUAAUUGGAAUCUCUAGAGAAAAUGACUUUUGACAAAAAGGUAUAAAAUCAAUCUAUGUAAAUGCUUUUAUUGCUGACAGGGUUUAUAACUGUUUGACAUAGUUUGAUGUUGGUUUUCUGAUGGGAAGUUGCAGCCUGCCAAGUACACAGAUGUAUGAGUUUCCAGAAAUGGUACACUUAAUUUGGUUUUGAAAGGAAUAUUUCUCUGAGGUUGCAAAUCUCUCAGCAUCUGCUUAUCAAGUGAAUGAGAUUGGCUGUGUUAUUAAAGGUAAUCUUAUGUGAAGUUUAUUGAGGAAGAUGUUAUGUUCAGAAAGGACAGAAAUUAGUUGAAUAGUGGUAGGUUUUCAUUAUAUCUAAUUGGGCUUUAGUAUUGAGAUAACCUUUUAGCUAUGUUUGAGUUUCUACACUUGAUGAGUUCAUGGAUUCUGUUCUCACACCAUUGUAAAAUGGGGAUUUUAUUUGGUUGCAGAGAAAACAUUUGUUCAAAACAGGAAGAAGCAUUCUGUAGAUAGUACAUUUGAUUUUCAAAAAUAUGUACAGGUAGAAAACAAAUUAGGAAUGAUUAUCAGAUUGUAAAAGUUUGUGAGGUUAAAAUCCUGUACUUACCUGGAAGUACACCCAGUUGAACUCAAUGGGACUACCUUCUGAAUAAUCAGGUAGAGAUUGCACUGCUAACCUGUCAAUAUUUGCAAUCUCAAUCUGGAAUGUUAAUGUCUGCAUUUUGUAAUAAUCUUAGAUGUAAAUCUAUUUUUUCCAUAUCCAUGUAGGGGCACCAAUCUAGAUCAGGCUCUGACAAAGGGGUCUUUGCUCCCUGCUGCAGUCCCAAUAUGGAUCAAGCACCCUCCACUUCCGAUUUAUAAUGGGAGGAAAUCUCUUAUUAGUGCCAAAUUGGUGAGGAAAAUCACAUGGGUCUUUCCCAUAGAAUUGGUGUCCAAUCAGUCCUCAGUAGAAAGUCUCAACAUACUUUACAUAUAAUAUUGGCUUAUUAUGUCUUGCACAGCAGAAGCCUUUCACAAAUCACCUUGACUUGAUAGCAUCUCCUGAAGGGCAUAUCUCAUCAUGACCCCAAGUAAAUGUUAGUGGUUCACAGUUUUAAGUUGGGUGUGGGGAACCUUUGGCCUUCCAGAUGUUGCUGAACUACAACUCCCAUAAUCCCUGAUC